Molecule: messenger RNA, 1644 nt
Organism: Lolium rigidum
Lineage: Eukaryota; Viridiplantae; Streptophyta; Magnoliopsida; Poales; Poaceae
Product: mitogen-activated protein kinase kinase kinase 17-like
Exons: 1
Coding region: 1-1644 (547 amino acids)
Biological process (GO): protein phosphorylation
Molecular function (GO): ATP binding; protein kinase activity
Source: RefSeq, a predicted model, not a curated record
AUGGCGAACGACGCAGCGGGGAUCAGCGGGCGGCCCCGUCUGACGCGCCUGCGCACUCUCGGCCGUGGCGCGUCGGGCGCCGUGGUCUCGCUCUUCGCGGCCGGCGACGAUGAGCUGCUGGCGGUGAAGUCGGCGGGCGCCGACUCCGCGCAGGCGCAGCUGCGGCGGGAGGAGGGAAUCCUCGCCUCGCUCUGCUCGCCCUACGUUCUCUCCUGCCUCGGCUCCCGCGCCGCCGCGGGCGGCGGCGAGUACCAGCUCUUCCUCGAGUUCGCGCCGGGCGGGUCGCUGGCCGACGAGGUGGAGCGGAGCGGGGGCAGCCUCGAGGAGGGCGCCGUUCGGGCCUACGCGGCGGAUGUCGCCAGGGGGCUCGCGUACCUCCACGGCGAGUCCAUGGUGCACGGCGACGUCAAGGGCCGGAACGUGGUGAUCGGGGCCGACGGCUGGGCCAAGCUGGCUGACUUCGGGUGCGCCAGAAGCGUCGAUUCAGCGGGCCCCAUCGGGGGCACGCCGGCGUUCAUGGCGCCGGAGGUGGUGCGCGGGGAGGAGCAGGGGCCGGCGGCCGACGUGUGGGCGCUCGGGUGCACCGUCAUCGAGAUGGCCACCGGCCACGCCCCGUGGAGCGGCGUGGACAGCGUGUUCGCCGCGGUGCACCUGAUCGGGUACACAGACGCCGUGCCGGAGGCGCCCAAGCGGAUGUCGGCCGAGGGAAAGGAUUUCCUGGACAAGUGCCUCAGGCGGCGGGCCGAUGAGCGGUGGACGGCGGAGCAGCUGCUGGAGCACCCGUUCCUUGCAUCCGCCGGCUGCGGUGGCGACGUCGAGGCCAAGUGGGUUUCUCCCAAGAGCACGCUGGACGCCGCAAUGUGGGAGUCUGACGCCGACGAGGACGACGACAAUGUGCCGGAUUACACGGCCGAGGAGAGGAUGAAGGCGCUGGCAGCACCUUACUCGCUCUUGCCGGAAUGGGAGUCGGAUGACGGCUGGGUCAAUGUAUUGAGUGUCCAAUCUGGACUUCCCAAUGGCGCGGCGGCCGAAACGCCGGCCGUGUGGUCCAGCAAUGAGGAUUCGCCGGCGGCCGCACUGGCCGAGGAGUCGACGUCCGACGGAUGUUCUUGGGAUGAUGAAGGAUUAGAAGAAGAGAUAGGAGUAGAAGACGCUCUAGUCACUGGCGCUGCUGUGCCGGUGGCCGCGGAGCCGUCGGUGGAGGCGGCGUGCGAUUACGACACAUGCUCCUGGGACGAAGGAUUAUUGCUAGUAGAAGAAGCAGAAAUGGGUGGCGAAGCUUCGGACGCCGGCGCGUGCGUCGGCGACGAGCUGGCCUUGCAGAAUGUAGGAGUAGCCGAUAACCAAGAUUCAGUGAAUCAGCAGCGGGUAGAUGUAUAUUCGGAUCCCAUUAGAGAUCCGACUGUAGCUGCUGAUAGUGAAUCAAUGCCAGAUUUCCUCUACCUCUGUUCCUCCACCUUGCUCUUGCGCUUUUACUGCAAAGUCCAAACUGAAACCACGAAUCUGAACAUUUCGUCUGGGAAUCACAUGAACUCGACACGGAUGAGCACAGCGACAGCCUGCAACAUGUUCAAGCACCGUUUUCAGAAACUGUUGGAGCGAAACGUGGUCGUUGGUCGGAACCCGUUUCCGUUGCCUUGGUAG